Molecule: messenger RNA, 2784 nt
Organism: Ectocarpus sp. CCAP 1310/34
Lineage: Eukaryota; Phaeophyceae; Ectocarpales; Ectocarpaceae
Source: the annotation of a GenBank genome assembly
CACACAACUCACGGCUCUCUCACUCACACCCACCAGAGCACACUUCCAACAACUCUGGCCCUCUGACUGAGCAGCAGACGCACCGGCCUUUGUCUAUCACACAGUUUCCAUUUCCCUUUUUCACCUUCGUACCGCCGUACUUCGCACAUCAAGAGAGCAAGCACACGUCAACACCAUGGCUGCCCCACCUCCGCCCACGACAACAACGGUUGCUGCGCCAGCGAACGCCGGCUCCGCCCUGGCUCGCCGCGCGCUGAGAGAGCGGCGAGCCCAGCGUCAGGCGCAGGCCUCGCAGUUGAUGCUCUCCUCGAGGCGCUGGGUGGCCGCCGCGGUGGCCUCGUCCGGGUGCCCUUCCUUGCAGCACGUGCACCUCGAGGAAAUGCGACGCAACCUCAUCGCGCGUCGACGCGGGUACCAGAUCCAGCAGCAGCAGCAGCAGCAGCGGCAGCGGCAGCGGCAGCAGCGGCAGCAACAGCAACAGCAACAGCAUCACCACCACAUCAACGCCCCUUCUUCUCCUGGCCUAUCCGCCGCCGUGAGCGCCGCCGCCGCAGCACCGGCAGCAGCAGCAGCAGCAGCUGUACCGCCUGACGCACACCUCAUCGCGUUGCUGAAGAAGAGGGGCCGCACACCCAAGGCGAUCGUCAGCUCGGCGGAGGCAGGGUACAGCGUACCGCCAACCGCCAAGCAGAUCAUGGACUACGACGCGCAGCCGCACCUGAGCGGGCUCGCCAGGACGGGCGACAUGGAAGGGCUGCAGAGGGCCGUGAACGCAGGCAGACGCAUGGAUGCUUGCAACAAGUUCGGCGAGUCCGUCGUGCACGUCGCCUGCCGCCGCGGCAACCUGCCCCUCCUCCUGUUCUUGGUGGCCAACGGCGGCUCCCUCACGGCCUGCGACGACCUGGGCCGCUUCCCGCUGCACGAGGUCUGCUGGGCGGCGCAGCCCCGCUUCGACAUCGUCCGCGUGUUUCUGGAACACGAGCGGGAGACCAACAACCGGCGUCGCCAGAGCAGCAGCAGCAGCUGCAGUAGCAGCGAUGCGACCACAGUCAGCGGUGCAAGCACCACCACCAGCGAUGGCGAGAGCACCCGCUCCGGAAGCGACAGCAUGGCUGACGACGGCGACAACAGCAAAAACAACAACGACAACAUCGUCGUCGACCUGAACAUGCUCCUGGUGACCGACAAGCGAGGCUGCAGCCCGCUGCGCUAUGUGAAGGAGGAGUCAUGGCCGGCUUGGCGGCAGUUCCUGGACGAGGUGGUUGACGAGUUCUGGCCGUCCCUCGUUUGAGCACGCACGCACUCACGCAGCAAACGAAAUAGCUGUACAGCUGCUGUAUUUUGUUAUACCAUGUCGUCUAGGGAACAUCGAUAUACAUAAGGAAAAGUUAAGCCACCGUAUCGAGGAAACGGGGCUACAUCACUUGCGGGAUUGGUGCUACGGGGCACGGUGUUCCCGGGGAAGGAAAUUAGCGGGGUGGGGGGGGGUUCGGAGGCCGAACCGUCGCCGUUACGAGAAAACACGUGACAACAACCUUCCAGGUGCUUGGCGGGAACAAUUUCCGGGUGCUGGGAGGUUGGUGCGCGGUAGGACUCCUAGAGGCAAGGGUAGAGGGGGCUCGAGGGGGGGGGGCUGAGAAAGCGGCCGUGGUGUGAAACGGACCAAGAAAUACUUUUCUGUUUUUUUUUUUGUGUCUACCUUUGUCUGCUUGACCUUCUUCUCUGUAUUAAGCGUCGUGUUACUUGCUCCCCAUUGUGUUGGCGAGGCCGUCUUUCUUUUUUUUGUGUGAAGCCGAGCCUGUUAUAGCGGAUUGUCUUGGUGUCUCCUACUGUUCUGUGAGUGCAAUGCCUGUUCUGUCGGCUGCAUCACGCGCUACUUUGUUGCGUCGCUUGCUUUCUGUAGGUUGUUUUUUGUUGCUGUGAGCACAACUGUGAUUGUGGGUAGAAGCUGGUCUCGGUUGUGUGUGGUUAUGUUUGUUGCCCUCGCGUAGUCAGCAGUUGGACCAUAUAUCGUUUAGUCCGCGUUCUGGGACACCGAAGAAGGUACCACGCUGCUACUGCGCAUGUUUGAAGAGUGUGAUGGUCUCACGCUUUGAUUCACGUUCUUCUACAUUAUGGUGUUAAAUAAAAUUGUGGUGGUGACGUGUACUCGCGGGGACCCGUGGCAAACGUUCCCUGGACUGUACCUUUCGUUAGUUCGUUUUCUUGGCGCGGGAAGCCGUAGGGGCGUUACCCGGGAUUGUACCUUGUUCGUUGUUGUUGUUUUCCUUAGAUCGUGUUUCUCUGUAGCUGGCUGGGCGCUUUGCGCACCCAGUCGCCGUCGGAGUCAAGACUGGUUUGCUGCGAUUUUCACGGAAAGAGCUACUACUCCACAAAAGGAGCGUGUCGUUGUCGUCGUCGUCGUGUACUUUUUUUUUUCUUGAUGACGCGACGUGCUAUUUUUCCGCGCACAGGAGACGCAUGUUGAUCGGGGUGUGUCGUGUUCGACCCUUGUAUUCUGGAGCCAGGUCUCCAUAUACCUUUCGGCAUGUAUCUGACAUACGUAUUUAUCAGCUCGGGUCACAUACACCCGGGAAGAAGGUAGCAAGUCCAGUAGGGAUUUAUUUGUUUUUUUCCUUUUCAGUAGGAGCUGUGUAGAAGGAGCGGUGGUGCAGCAUGCAGACACCGACGAAUUGAAGGGAUAUGAAGAGUUAAGAAACCAAACGGAAUCGUCAAGUCACAAGCACGAAUACAUGCGGAGCACGCCAGUACCAUUCUUUUUAUUCGGCUGCUGCUGCUGCUGCU